AUGACUAUACGACGAGGCCAUUUUGGCUCGUUCUUUUUUAUUGCGGUACUUGCCUUGGUCGGCGGCCUUUUACUUUCAUGUAGAGUUUACGCCAAAUUGGUUGACAGUGAUAAUGUACAGUUGGUUGAGGUUGAGACCGUCAGCGAAGUACAAGUAACCGUUCAAACUACUCGUAUCGGAGAGGUCUCUGAAGAAGUCUCGGAAGAAGUUUCGGAAGAAGUCGAUAAUUUCCAACAAGGACUUGAUGAAAUAAGACACGGUCUAGAAGAUAUUAAGGAUGGUUUAACCGGCAUAUUCGGGCACGAAAUUGAUGUUAUUAAAGAUUAUUUUAAGCCAAAAAAAGGCAACCAAAAUAAAAGCUGGGCCAAAAUUUUGACACAUGGUGAUUUCCCAGACUACGAUAUCAAGCUGAAGAAGCCAAAAUUAUGCGAUUCUUCUGUCAAACAGUAUUCGGGUUAUCUUGAUACCAGUUCAGAUAAGCAUUUCUUCUUUUGGAUCUUUGAGUCUCGUAAUAAUCCGAAAACUGAUCCAAUUGUUCUUUGGCUCAACGGUGGCCCAGGCUGCAGCUCUUUAACCGGAUUAUUCUUUGAAUUGGGGCCCUGUAUGGUGAAUGAGGAUGGCAGUGAUACAACUAUUAAUCCAUAUUCUUGGAAUAACAAUGCAACAGUCAUUUUCUUGGAUCAGCCCACGAAUGUUGGAUAUUCUCAUGGUGACGGCGUAUCGAAUAGCCUUGCGGCAGCCAAGGACGUUUAUGCUUUCCUCCAAAUCUUCUUUAAAGAAUUCACCAACUACGCAAACCUAGAUUUCCAUAUCGCCGGUGAAUCUUAUGCUGGUCAUUACAUUCCAGCUAUUGCCACAGAGAUUAACAACAAUAACGAAGGAACCUCUGCUUGGAUUCAAUCCGUCAAACCAAAGAAUCUUAAGCAUAUCAAUCUUGAGUCUAUAUUGAUUGGAAAUGGCCUUGUCGACCCAUUAGUACAAUACGAAUAUUAUCCUGAUAUGGCGUGCAACUCCACCUAUAAACCCGUAUUAGAUGAAGCGACUUGCGAUAAAAUGCGAAAAGCGUACCCAACAUGUGCACGCUUGAUCAAUAACUGUUACAAGUCCCAGAAUGUAUUUAAUUGUUUACCGGCCACGUUGUAUUGUAACAAGGGAUUAAUCCAGCCGUAUCAAGCCACUGGUCAAAAUAUCUAUGACGUUCGAAAGAAAUGUGAGGGAGGUGGCUUGUGUUAUCCGAUUCUGGGAGCGAUUGAAACUUAUUUGAAUAAAAAGGAGGUUAGGGAAGAACUUGGCGCUGAAGUUAAAGGGUAUAAAAGCUGUAAUAUGGAAAUUAAUUUCAGAUUCCAAAUGGCAGGAGAUUGGAUGCGUCCUUUCCACCUUUUGAUUCCACCACUUUUGGCGAAUAAUAUUCGUGUUUUGAUCUAUGCUGGUGAUGCCGACUUUAUUUGUAAUUGGUUCGGCAAUGCAGCUUGGGUCAAUCAACUUGAAUGGCCGGGUAAAGAUGGCUUCAACACAGCCACUAACAAAGAUUGGAUUAUUGAAGACGGAAGUGAAUCCGUAGCCGGAAAAGUACGAUCUUAUAGAGGACUAACUUUUCUACAGAUCUUUGAAGCGGGACAUAUGACUCCAUAUGAUCAACCAGCUCCGAGUUUAGAUUUCUUCAAUAGGUGGAUUCAACAACGAGAAUUGUGA
Molecule: messenger RNA, 1692 nt
Organism: Ambispora gerdemannii
Lineage: Eukaryota; Fungi; Glomeromycota; Glomeromycetes; Archaeosporales; Ambisporaceae
Source: the annotation of a GenBank genome assembly